AUGGCACUUUCAAACAGUGUAGAUAACUCAACCCUCACUCUUUUCGCAGCCUUUAUGUUCACAAAUGUACAGUUUCUGUCUGUACAAUUACCGAUUGAGAUCAUAAAGGAGAUCUUUGAGUAUCUUCCGAUUCCCAAUGAAGAACUCUUUGGUAAAGGAGAUGGUGGAGCUCAGAAAUGGAAAAAUCUAAAGAGUCUGACAUUUGAAAUCCUCAACACACCAAGAGAAGAAGGACUAUUCCAACAAUUCGAAUAUAAUGAGUACCAUAAAUGCAUUCAAUUCCAACACUUAUCUGUCAGGUCAUUGAUUGACUGUUACUUUCGUCCACCAUUCUUUCCCGAUGGGCUAGAGCUACGGGUGGGAGUUUCAGAUUUUAAAUCCCUUAUGACGUAUGACUUUAUGUUGGAGAAAUUCCGUAUCCGGCCAGAUAAUGAAGGUACUGUGGAUAUUUUGGAACUAUCGAGGAAUCUGAAACGCCAAUUCAGCUUGAUUGAAACAGAUGAUCUAGAUCUAUUGUCAGACAUACAGUUCAAAUCGUUGAACAUCAGACGUUCCAUUGACUUGACUCAAUUGUUCCAAAUACCUCUCAAAGAGUUGAUCAUUGACGAAGAUCAAUGGGACUCGCUGUUGGAGGGGCCAUUGAGUCGGUCAUUAGAGAAACUCACCCUUCGUGUUAACAAUGGCAGGGUGGCUAAGGAACAUUUACUGUUGAGUUUGGACUUCCCCAAACUUAAACUGUUUAAUUUAUCUUGUCGUGCCCUAUGUAAGACUGCUGAGGUGAUUCUACCCUCAAAUCUUGAAGAAUUUGUGAUUGAGGGUCAAUUAUUGGAAUGUAAGAUGAACUUCCCUCCAGGGAUCCAAAUUAUCCAUUUGGGCCAUGGUGAAACAAAUCUCAUUGAAACUCAUUCCCUUGAAACGUCGGAUAAACUUUUCAAGUCCUUUGCUUGCAGCUUACAUUUCCCUUCGUUGAGAUCACUCUCCGUUGGUUCGUCCGUCAAUAUACUGGUUGAAGAUUUACCACUUACUUUGGAAUCUUUGACUAUGAGGUCAUUGGUUUUAGAAGGAAAUUUGAACAAGCUUCCGAAUUUGACUAAAGUUUCCAUAUUGUCCACGAAACUUGACGUUGUUUUCCAGAACUAUAAGGUUAACCUGCCUUUACCCAAUUCAUUCUCCUUCAAAAUUCAUUCCCAAACAUAUUCUGUAAGAUUCAGUGACCAGCUUAAGUCUUUAUUUUUGUCUAACUCAAAUGUAACUCUGGUUUUGAGCUAUCCAGAGUCAUUGAAAACCCUAGACAUUCGAAAUUGUGGACCUGAAAUGGCAAAACGUUGGCCCCCAAACCUCAAAGGCUUAAGAAUACUGUACAAUCAUCGACAUACUGAGAAAGUGGUAUUACCAGAGUCUCUAGAGGUCUUUCAUUUAUUAUUUGAUCUGAUAGAGAAUUAUCAAUUCAGAAGCAUCAAGCAUUUAUAUCAAUCUAAGUUUCAUUUUGAGACUUUCAAUCCACCAGACAAUCUUCGUAGUUGGGUCUUCGCGGGCAAUAUUUCUUCAAACGAAGGAAUCUUUGAUUUAUCUCAUACGAAAGUGUCAAGAAUUCAAUAUGCCACUACGGGAAGAAUCGAUAAUACUGAGAUUAUCCUCCCUCCCAGUCUCAGAAGGCUCGAAACAAAUAAACGACAUAUCAUGAAUGAUGUCAGGGUUAGUCAAAAAUUAUGCAGGGACGUGUCUAUAGAUUAUUAA
This is a messenger RNA of Yamadazyma jaroonii, 1737 nucleotides long. Lineage: Eukaryota; Fungi; Ascomycota; Pichiomycetes; Serinales; Debaryomycetaceae. The record is from the annotation of a GenBank genome assembly.